GGUUAUGAGUGUAUAAUUUCACCAAGAACUCAAAGCCUUCUCAGAGCUUACAAUACAAACCUAUAAUAUUUAUAUUUACUUCAUAUUAUUUACAGAAAAUGUCUAGCUGCGGAUCAAAUUGUAACUGUGGUUCUGACUGCAAAUGUGGCAGCAAUGGAGGAUGCAGCAUGCACCUUGACAUAGAGAACUCCUCAGCUGCCACGACAAUCGUUGUUGGAGUUGCACCUAUGAAGACUACUUUCGAUGGAGCUGAGAAGAGCUUUGGAGAAGGAGGAAAUACCUGCAAGUGUGGAUCAAACUGCACUUGUGAUACAUGCAACUGUUGAACAUUGUCAUGCAUGACAAAGGGUAGCAGCAUAUAACUGGCAGAUUGUGUUUUCUAUACCGUAUGAAUGUUGGCAAAUAAGACAGCCACGGACGUCUAGGAAAAUCUUGUAUUCUUAGACAUCUUAGGCAACUUGUGUACUUGUGUUGUUCUGAUCUCUGCUAUAUGUUGGUAUCAAGAUUUGCUUUGUGGAUAAA
Daucus carota subsp. sativus is the source of this 522-nucleotide messenger RNA. Its product is annotated as metallothionein-like protein 1. The transcript has 3 exons. Bases 99 to 326 code for a protein of 75 amino acids. The record is from RefSeq and is a predicted model, not a curated record. Lineage: Eukaryota; Viridiplantae; Streptophyta; Magnoliopsida; Apiales; Apiaceae. Gene Ontology annotation, molecular function: metal ion binding.